Molecule: messenger RNA, 1643 nt
Organism: Mugil cephalus (flathead mullet)
Lineage: Eukaryota; Metazoa; Chordata; Actinopteri; Mugiliformes; Mugilidae
Gene: rad1
Product: RAD1 homolog (S. pombe)
Exons: 7
Coding region: 250-1092 (280 amino acids)
Biological process (GO): DNA damage checkpoint signaling; DNA repair
Cellular component (GO): nucleus; checkpoint clamp complex
Molecular function (GO): 3'-5' exonuclease activity
Source: RefSeq, a predicted model, not a curated record
GUAGUUGUCAAAUUACAAGAGCUGCGCCGCUGGGGAUUUAUAUAACUCUCUUGUGUUCUGUGCUCUUCGAAAUCUCUGGAACGUCAGUUUAUAUGCGCACUUCCUGCUUCCACCGAAGAAGAAGAAGAACAUACGGAAGUCCUUCUUCUUCUUCUACUACUUCUCCAUGGGUGAUUUCGUUGUAGCACAUAGGGCGCCUUUCUUCAAAAAUACGACCAUAUGAGCUGCUGAAUUACUACUCUCUCCACGAUGCCUCUGUCCACCCAGUCUGAGGGGGAGGAUGAACAGUACGUGCUGGUGGCCUGUCUGGACAAUGCUCGGAAUCUCUCCAACAUACUGAAAGCCAUCACCUUCAAAGACCAUGCAAUCUUCACUGCCACAACCAACGGGCUGAAAGUCACUGUGGAGGAAACCAAAUGUCUGCAAGCCAACGCCUUCAUACAGGCCGAGGUCUUCCAAGAGUUCACCAUAAAGGAAGAGCUGGUGGGUUUUCAGAUCAACCUCACUGUCCUGAUGGACUGCCUCAACAUCUUUGGAGGAAGCACAUCACCAGGGAUAUCGACAGCCUUGCGGAUGUGCUACAGAGGCUAUGGUUACCCUCUGACGCUGUUCCUGGAGGAGGGUGGAGUGGUGACUGUUUGCAAGAUUAACACACAAGAACCAGAGGAGCCGAUUGACUUUGAGUUCUGCAGCGCAAAUGUCACAAACAAGGUGAUCCUGCAGUCGGAGAGUCUGAAGGAAGCCUUCUCUGAACUCGACAUGACCAGUGAGGUGCUACAGAUCACCAUGUCUCCCAACCAGCCGUACUUCAGACUGUCUACGUUUGGGAACGCUGGAAAUGCUCAUUACGAUUAUUCCAAAGAUUCAGACAUGAUGGAGCUGUUCCGGUGCGACGAGACUCAAACCAACAGAUACAAGAUGUCUCUGCUGAAGCCGACCACCAAGGCCUUGGCUUUAUCCUGCAAAGUCUCAGUGAGGACAGACAAUCGGGGCUUCCUGUCUCUGCAGUACCUCGUCAGGAACGACGACGGACAGAUCUGCUUCGUGGAGUUUUACUGUUGCCCCGAUGAGGAGGUGGACGAGGAUAUGUGAUGUUUUUGACUUUAAAGAAGCUCCUUAACGUCAGCGGUGAUGGGAUACUUCACUGAGCGCAACAUCAAGAAGAGGAAGCGACUCGUUGGUCUUUUUCUGAACUCAUCCAAGUAUUGUUGCUUAACUUGUGGAAAAUGGUUCACGCAGCUUGAUAUUUAUCCGUCUGCUUCAUACUCGUUAGUUCGGCAAGUUGGGUAUGGAAAAUGUUUUCUAUUUGUGUGUUGUUUCCAACUGUGGAGAUGCAACUACCUGAAGUUAGAAGGCUUGUUUCCAUGAGCACUGUCAGUAGUGGAAGAGUGGCCAUGGUUUGCCUAUGUUUAUUAUAGAGAUCUAAUGUUUUCUGAAAAAUAACACAUGAUACAUACCCGUCUCCACAGCCCUGAGUUCUGCAGCUUUGCAAACUGCUACAGUUCUAUGUUAAACCAUAUCAACACCUCUCACAGCCAUUUGUUUGGAGAAUACACCACACAGUACUGACGGCAAACUUAUUUAUUGUCAUUUCCAAAAACAAAUGUAUUCACUUUAACUCAAUAAACAUUUUUCGAAAGGAA